GACAGGCCAUUUGGACAACGUUAAGGCGCAAGUGGGGAAAGGAACGCGCCUCGGAGGUUUGGGGUCCCCCUUCCCUUAGCUGGGCUUCCCUGCAGCCCGGCUGCAGCCUCCAAAGACUAAGAUCGGCUGGGCCGCAGGAGGCCCGGAAAGCCUCCGAGCAGCCAUUGAGACAGAGGCACCGGGUCUCCAGGGCCCUGGCGCGUACUCCGGGACACCGCGGGGCGGAGAAGGGGCGUCCCCACUCUCCAGCCCAGGAGAGGGCUCAAAACCAGAAAAUGAGAUACAAGACCUCAUUGGUGAUGAGGAAACGACUACGGCUUUACCGAAACACACUGAAAGAGUCCAGUAGCCUCUCCGGACACCAUGGCCCCCAGCUCGCCACAGCCUCCAACCCCUCGGUGUACCCAGGCCUUCAGGCGCAGCCUCACCAGGCCUCCCACAGCCGUCCUCUGAACGGACUGCUGCGUCUGGGGCUCCCCGGAGACAUGUACUCGCGGCCCGAGCCCUUCGCGCCGGGGUCCACGGCCCGCAGCGAUGCCCUGGGAGCUGCUGCAGCCCUGCACGGCUACGGCGGCGUGAACCUGACCGUGAACCUCGCCGCUCCCCACGGCCCUGGCGCCUUCUUCCGCUACAUGCGCCAGCCCAUCAAACAGGAGCUCAUCUGCAAGUGGCUGGCCGCCGACGGCCCUGUGUCCCCGCGCCUCUGCUCCAAAACUUUCAGCACCAUGCACGAGCUGGUCACGCACGUCACCGUGGAGCACGUCGGCGGCCCGGAGCAGGCCAACCACAUCUGCUUCUGGGAGGAGUGUCCACGACAGGGCAAGCCCUUCAAGGCCAAAUACAAACUUGUAAAUCACAUCCGCGUGCACACGGGCGAGAAGCCCUUCCCUUGUCCUUUUCCGGGGUGUGGGAAGGUCUUUGCUAGAUCAGAAAAUCUCAAAAUACACAAACGAACUCACACAGGCGAGAAGCCCUUCAGGUGUGAGUUCGAGGGCUGCGAGCGGCGCUUCGCCAACAGCAGCGACCGCAAGAAGCAUUCGCACGUGCACACGAGCGACAAGCCAUACACGUGCAAGGUGCGCGGCUGCGACAAGUGCUACACGCACCCCAGCUCCCUGCGUAAGCACAUGAAGGUGCACGGUCGCUCGCCGCCGCCCAGCUCUGGCUAUGACUCGGCUACACCCUCUGCCCUCUUGUCCCCCUCGUCCGACUGCGGCCACGAGCCCCCGAUGGCCUCCUCAGGGGCGGUGGUGGUGCGUGGCACGGACCUGAGCGAAUGAUGUCCACCGCGUCGUUCGCAAGGUAAUCUAGCCCUGUGCAGCUGAGCUCCCGCAUCUCGUGCCUACGACAUCAAAGGGCCCGCACACAAAGCAGUGUUUCUUCGCCACGGUGCAUCUUCAUGGUAAGUUAGGAUUUCUAUGGCAAUGGGCAAGUCGCACUGAAAUCCUGAAAGGCCGAGCCUGGAGCCCGUCCAGGCUUUUCAUUAAGGACAUAAUAUUUACGUCUAACAGGCCUUUUUUCUUGUGUAUACAAGUAUAUAUUUUUGUUUGACGCGGACUAAAUCAUUUUCAUUUAAUUUCCGGUAAACAAAACCCACGCGAAUGGGCACUUGUUCCCGAUCAUAAUAAAAAUGGAUAAUAAUGUGGAAGAAGAAAAGGGCCGCUUGAAUCGCUGCACAGCCCUCUUUGUUUCUGCUUUCUGCGGUGAUCAGAGGGCGCGUUUGGGUUUGAUGGCGAGUUUCUAAAGGCGAGGAAAUGGUUUGUAAGAGGGGAAAGAAAAGGAGAAAGGUCUAAUCAAGCUCGGGUUGUUCAAAGAGUCGGGUUUUGGGGUUGAAAGUGUGAGUUUGACGGUGCAUCAGCAUGCCGCGUUAGGCUCGCCAUGGAAAUGCGCGCGGGGAGCGGUCCCUUCAAAGGCGGCACACUUCACUGCAGACACUCUAUUAAGAUACAUUUGCGCUGACCUUUGCUUUCACGCCAUUUAAUACUGUCACUGUGCUCUUCAGUAUAUACUUCCUCUCUAGGACCUGCCUCGCCCGCGUUUAGGGGUUCACCCUGCACCCUGUUGCAGGGGACUUUGUCGCCUGGGACGCUUUCAGGAAAAAAGAGGAGCUGGACUCUGUGCAUCUUGACUGCUCCAAAAAGAGGCUCCAGGGUCAGGAGUAAAUGACUUCAGGGCACCAUCCGAAGCUUAGCCAGUGUACCACAGCCCGAGCUCACUUUUGUGCAAAAUGUCCCUCAGAAUCUUGAGCAGGAUGUAGGUUUGAAUUUGAUUGUGGGGAAGAGGGCCAUCCUGAGCAAGUUUGAAGGAGUUUAGAGGAUGCCCUAGGGACAUUUCCACUCUGGCCCUCAGCUCUGUCCUUCUGCCACUCCAUCCUAGAAGUUUCUUGCAGGCCCCUAAACACGUUUCUCCCCAGGUUAGUGGUGUCGUAUCCUUAGGCCUUGGCUGGUCCUGGGCAUAAACUCAAAAGCCCAAGGCCAAGGGGAUGGGGAAGAUGGCAGGAAAGUUAGAAGUCCAUGUUCUCUUAAUUGUCUUGUUGUUUAUUUUAUCCAAGUACCCCAGUGAAUAGGGGAAAAAUAAACACAGUGGAAAAAAAAUCAAACAGUGGAGUCUUCUUUAGUGCCAGUCCUUGUGGUUGAAUAAAAAGGAUGGUUCGCUUUCUAUUGAGCUGAGAAAUCUUUGAAGUGGGAGUUAUUAUCUGAGACAUUCCUUCCUGUUGUCCUAACAACGCUGAUGAAACGUAAAAGGUUCUUUGUCAGCGAUUUGUUCUCCUCUCUGUCAAACUCCCUCUGCCCCGUUAGUUUCAAACCGUUUCUAAAGAGAUAAAAUCAAACUUCUUUUUAAAAAAUAUCUACACACCCUACACCAAUAGACAACUUCAGGGAUAAGUCUUGCUAAGGGAAAAACAAAAGCACUGCCUAACCCUCAGGGUCAGGACCUGGUGAAGUGUGCAGAUGUUGGGGGGGUGUGCGGCACUUUGCACCAGUUGUGAUACUUGGGGAAAAGAAUGCAGAGAGAGUGCAGGCAGAGGGUAUGUUCCCCAAGCCCACACUUGUGUGCCUCCUGCUUACUGCUCUGACCUGCACUCCCUCAGCCCAGAUUGGGUCGCCUGGAUGAACUUCCUUUGGAGACACCUCAGGCUCUGAAUAUUCUUGCUUGGGAUUCUAGGAAGCUAAGGUUUUAAUCAAACAAUUUUUACCAUCUCUUGUUCCUUCAAAGGCACCUCUGCUAAAAAUAGGUCCACUGUGGUUUCUUCCCACUAGCUGCACUUAGCAAAUUGCUUCUGCCUUGAACCAAAAGGACAGUGGCUUGAGGGAGAGAGAGAUUUUAACAAUUUUUGGCUUUCUCCACAAUCUUGACAACUGGAGCUCUCAGAAGGUUUGUGCUACAGGGUAGUGACCAAAAAGUGCAUGCCAACAACCAUUCUCCCUUUGUCAACCCGUGCAGUUCUACACUUUCUGUUGUGCCCUGAAAGAAACUUUCACCCUUUGCAGAUUUUCCCAACCUCCUGUUGUAGAUUUAAAGGUGGUUUAAAUAAACACCCCACCCUAUGUGUGCUGACUAAAUGAUUUGUAAAGAACUUUCCCCAAGCUGUAACCCAUGCUGUUAUUAUAGUUGCUGCAAAAUGUUGUCUUUUAUAUUGAUUUUAUUUGUUUACUGGAGGUCUCCAUAUGUUUGUUUAUAUCGCUAAUUUAUGAGAAAAUGUAAUGAUUGCAAUGAAUGUGAGUUAUACAGACAGGCAAACAUUUUGUAAUCGUAAUUCACACACAUAUGCAAAAGACUAAGUGAAACCUUAGACUGUUUGGUACCUUCUCUACCCACACUGUUCGUGAUUUAUCAUCUGUCCCCUUAGUAACAGUUAAAUUAUGAACUAACUGGAAAGAAAAAAUGUUGUUAUGUAUUUGACUGAAAGUGAUUGUUGAAGGAAAAAGGUGAAAGUCUAGGCUUCAUCUUCUUGGAAUAUGUAAAUGUAAAUGAAAUAAAAACCUGUGACUCUUUUUCCCUCCAAAGGACUUUGUGUACAUGGACCUGCAUUUCGCUGUUUUAUUUGGAAAUAAAUGAUGUGUUUGCUUUCUCUUUUGAA
Messenger RNA from Chinchilla lanigera (long-tailed chinchilla), 4081 nucleotides. RefSeq names its product Zic family member 4 (gene Zic4). NCBI's taxonomy places the organism in Eukaryota, Metazoa, Chordata, Mammalia, Rodentia, Chinchillidae. The coding region runs from base 276 to 1280 and encodes 334 amino acids. Gene Ontology annotation, cellular component: nucleus. Gene Ontology annotation, biological process: regulation of transcription by RNA polymerase II; central nervous system development. Gene Ontology annotation, molecular function: DNA-binding transcription factor activity, RNA polymerase II-specific; RNA polymerase II cis-regulatory region sequence-specific DNA binding. The transcript has 5 exons. The record is from RefSeq and is a predicted model, not a curated record.